AUGUUUGAUGUUACUUCAUCAAUAAAUGUAUCUCAGCCACGUCGAAUACAAUUUGUAACGGAAUAUUUUGUCGAUCAAGAAAAAUAUUUUUUCUUAAUUUUAUUACACGUAAACGCAGCAUUUUGUAUAGGAACAAUUGCAACAAUAGCAGCAGGAACAAUGCUCAUUGGAUAUCUUCAGUUUAUUUUCGGAAUGUUCAAAAUUUCUUGUUAUCGUAUUGAACGCGCAAUAAAGAUCCUUAUUCCGCAAAAUAUUAUUUUAAAAAAUAAAAUUUUAAAAUCCGAAAAUUUAAUAUGCGCUGUAGAUAUUCAUCGAGAAGCAAUGAGAUUAUCUAAGUAUUUGGUAACUAGUUUUGAGAUAAUGUUCCUCAGUUUAACAGGAGUCUUUAUCAUUUCCUUAUGUUUCAAUUUUCUUCGGAUCUUUCAGAUUGCGUCGUCCGGAGAAGCUGUUAGGGAAGCUUUUCUUCCUGUUAUAUUUAUAUUUGCUAAUAUCAUGUACUUAUUUAUAUGCAACUUUUUUGGACAAAAUAUCAUAGAUCACAAUAGUCAAGUUUUCAUUACUGCAUACAGCGUUCAAUGGUAUUUAGCUCCUUUGAACAUCCAAAGAAUGAUACUCUUCUUAUUACUAAAAGGCGCCAAAGAUUUUACUAUAAUUGUUGGUGGAAUAUUGGUUUCAUCGAUCGAAUGCUUUGCUACGUUGAUAAAAGCUUCAAUAUCUUACUUUACUGUCGUGUUAUCUAUGCAAUGA
Molecule: messenger RNA, 747 nt
Organism: Trachymyrmex cornetzi
Lineage: Eukaryota; Metazoa; Arthropoda; Insecta; Hymenoptera; Formicidae
Product: odorant receptor 49b-like
Exons: 6
Coding region: 1-747 (248 amino acids)
Biological process (GO): detection of chemical stimulus involved in sensory perception of smell; sensory perception of smell
Cellular component (GO): plasma membrane
Molecular function (GO): odorant binding; olfactory receptor activity
Source: RefSeq, a predicted model, not a curated record